Messenger RNA from Durusdinium trenchii, 738 nucleotides. NCBI's taxonomy places the organism in Eukaryota, Dinophyceae, Suessiales, Symbiodiniaceae. The record is from the annotation of a GenBank genome assembly.
AUGGGACAUGAGCCACAGGCAGCACAUGCGCUACUGGCGCCACUCGCGUCGGCACUACGAGUGAGUGCAGCAGACACCCCAGCGGUUCGCUCGGCGAGGGCCCAAGAGCUGCGGAAGCAACAGAAAUUUUUGCUGAAACUUCACCACAUGCAGCAGAUGGCCCUUCUUGAGCGGCAACGCUUGGAGCUCGUUGAGAUGUCGGAGAGAAUGGCGGCUUUCCCCAAGCCCACCGGCGCUGAUUUGGCGACUCCAGGCAUUCCGCCGGUACAAAAAGAGCAGAAAGACCGGAAAUCUAAGGCUCAGGAUCCUUGGUCAUGGGAGGAUGGUGUGGUGACAACCGUGAUGAUCCGUGGUAUCCCACGCCACUGGACUCAACAGACGUUGCUCAAAACGGUGGCCGAUGAGGGGUUCGAGGAGCAGGUUGACUUCCUCUACGUGCCCUUGGACGGCAAACAAAGGGAGGCGAAGGCGAAUGUGGGCUAUGGCUUUGUGAAUUUCCAUGACGCAGAGCUGGCCUUGAAGUUUCGGAAUUCUUUCGAUGGGCGGGUCCUACAUCAUCACACCCCUCGGAACAAAGCAGUUCGUGUUCAUCCAGCUUCCAUCCAAGGGUACGAUGCAAAUGUGGCGUACUUCAUGGACAAGAAGACCGCGGAUCACCCUUCUUUCAGCCCUUUGAUUUUUCCGGUUGCCGGGAACAAGCGGAGGGGUAGUCAGGCAGCCAAGGGGCACUCUUGCUGA